AUGGGAUCGAGGUUGAAAAGACAAUGUCUUACUGUUCUAAUUACUCUGUGGAUUAUUAAACCUCAAACGAAUGCGAUUGAAAAUGCAAGAUUUACUGCAGCCUGGGACAAUUUCACAAAAGACCCUCAGUUGUUACAUGCAGCUUAUUCGAUUACAAUUUUUGAUAAUUCGACAGGAAACAUCACCUUCUCCUUCAAUAAAGACUUGGGCCUUUCACCUGCUUCAACGAUGAAAACGGUUACAGGUGCUGCUGCUCUACAUUAUCUAGGCACAGAUUAUCGCUAUAAGACUAUGUUACAAUAUUCCGGCAAUAUCAACUCGUUUGGCAUUCUCAACGGUUAUAUCUAUAUCGUCGGAAGUGGUGAUCCGAGUUUGGGAAGUUGGCGAUGGAAUGAGACGAAAGGUGAGGUGGUAAUGGAACGCUGGUUGAAUGCGAUUAGAAGUCGAGGGAUCAAAGAAUGUCGAGGUGUUGUUGUGGAUCUGAGUGCAUGGUCAGUUGAAACACAAACAGUACCAGAUGGAUAUCCAUGGGGAGGUUUAGGCAAUUACUAUGCAACGGGUAGUAGUGCAUUGAACUGGCGCGAAAAUCAAUUUCGUAUAAUUCUGUCUCCUGGUUCUUCUGUCGGCGAUCCUGUCACACUUGCUGGUUAUGAAAAUUUACCUCCAUCAGUAACAUUUACAAAUGAAUUGGUGACAGGUUCACCGGGCAGUGGCGAUCUUGCCGACGUUUAUUUGGGUCCUGAUUGUACUCAUGGUUAUCUACGCGGAUCUUUAGGUAUUGAUUCACCACAAAACUUCUCUAUUGGUGGUGCAGUACCCAAUUCAGCAUUGUUUGUGGCCGAUGAGCUUCGUCAGGGAAUGCAAUGGUCAAACUCGAUGCCAAUCAAAAUCAUCUAUCGUAGUGAUGAAGACUUACCAAAAAAUCGAAUAACACUCGACAUACACGUUUCACCACCAAUGAGUGAAAUCGUAUAUUGGUUUGAACAAAUAAGCAUCAAUAUGUAUGGUGAAGUGCUGAUAAAAACAGUUGCCGAGAAGCUAAAUUCGAGUAUCAAUCGUGUCUUACCGACGUACUGUAUGAGUGAACAUGGUAUUGAACAAACAGCAGUAGCGACAAGAGAUGGUUCCGGUUUAUCACCUCAAAACCGCAUAACAACAUGGGCUAUCGUACGUGUUCUACAUAAUGUUCGCGAACGAGCACCAUGGUUUCCGUCAUUUGAACGUGCAUUACCCAUGAUAAAUGGUAUUCGAAUGAAGAGCGGUUUUAUCAGUAACGUUCUUUCCUAUUCCGGUUAUAUUCAUCGCCAAGUCUUUUCAAUUAUAAUAAAUAACUACAACGGUGCAACAAGUGUUAUGCGACAAAAAAUAUGGAAUCUACUCGACACUUUGAAAUAG
Adineta ricciae is the source of this 1395-nucleotide messenger RNA. The record is from the annotation of a GenBank genome assembly. NCBI's taxonomy places the organism in Eukaryota, Metazoa, Rotifera, Eurotatoria, Adinetida, Adinetidae.